AUGGUGUGUGGCAAAAAGUCGGAGGUGAACUCUCUGGCCAUGCUCAAAUACUUAUUGAAGGUCAUUCAGCUCGCUGAGAAACGAAACGUUCAAGCAGCUGUAAUCUAUGACCAUAAAUACCGCGGUUCCUUAAUAGGAUACCACCAACAAGGUCACUCGAUUGCUGACGUUCUGGAGAAGGAUUUAGACCCAUCUAUGUACAUUUCUGCCCAGUUUGGUGGUUUAGAGGAUACUGAUCAAAUCUUCGGUAACGACGAGAAUAAGGAGUCGAAGAAAGAUUCGAAGAGAAAACUCUUCGAGCGUGGUGCGUGUAUCUUCUACCAAACUGGAUCUUGCAACAGAGGGGAAAAAUGUCCCUAUAAACAUGUCUUGUUGAAAGACACAAAGAAAGGUCGCUCCUUCUUUUACCCUGAUGUGAAGAGCCGUCCUUCUGAACCUCGCAGGUCGGAGUCAAAAAACUAG
Molecule: messenger RNA, 462 nt
Organism: Perkinsus marinus ATCC 50983
Lineage: Eukaryota; Perkinsozoa; Perkinsida; Perkinsidae
Exons: 1
Coding region: 1-462 (153 amino acids)
Molecular function (GO): metal ion binding
Source: RefSeq, a predicted model, not a curated record